AUGUUGACAUGGCAUGGACGGGCCGUGAAGUACCCUUUAUCUCCAUCUACAUUCUCUUAUUUUCAUCACCAUAUUCUCGAAGUUGUUGCUUUUAGUAAAUUCAAGAACGCACCCAGCAGAUGUACAAGUUCUCAAAGAUCUGAAAAAUGGUGUGGACCCUCCUUCCAUUGCUCCGGAUCUUGUUUGAACUCCUGGGAUUUCUCCAUUGACCCAUGCGACAACAUCUUCACUUGCGGCCUCACGUGCGAUACACUCGUCUCUGGUUUGCUUCAAGUUUCUGACUCAUUCUCCAAUUUAACUCGCCUGGGUCAACUAGGUCUCUCCUGGAACUCAGUCACCGGUGAAAUUCCCGCCGUUCUUGGCUCACUCCCUCACCUUCAAGAACUCUACCUUGACAACAACCAUCUCUAUGGACCAAUUCCUUCAAGCUUUAACAACCUAAAACGCUUGAAACGACUCGAAAUCCAAUGGAACUACAUUUCCUGUGAGUUUCCUGAUCUGGGUUCACUCAGAAAGUUUUACUUUCUCGACGCUAGCGAUAACAACGUAUCCGGCCAAGUCCCAUCAACGUUGUCAGUAUCUCUCUUCGAGCUCUCGUUGAAGAACAAUAUCCCAGACAACAUCGGCAAGAUUAGGUUCUUACAAGUUCUAGAUCUCAGUCACAGCAUGUUAUACGAUGCAAUAUCACCAAUUUUUUUCAAGCAUCGUAACUGGAAUUUUAGAUUUUUAAAACUUUUAUAG
Messenger RNA from Hibiscus syriacus, 741 nucleotides. Its product is annotated as receptor-like protein 34. NCBI's taxonomy places the organism in Eukaryota, Viridiplantae, Streptophyta, Magnoliopsida, Malvales, Malvaceae. Gene Ontology annotation, molecular function: protein binding. The coding region runs from base 1 to 741 and encodes 246 amino acids. The record is from RefSeq and is a predicted model, not a curated record. The transcript has 2 exons.